Messenger RNA from Ascoidea rubescens DSM 1968, 2442 nucleotides. RefSeq lists its product as uncharacterized. Bases 1 to 2442 code for a protein of 813 amino acids. The transcript has a single exon. Gene Ontology annotation, molecular function: protein dimerization activity. Lineage: Eukaryota; Fungi; Ascomycota; Saccharomycetes; Ascoideales; Ascoideaceae. The record is from RefSeq and is a predicted model, not a curated record.
AUGCCCAACAUGAGUGACAACAAAAUGAACCUGUCUUUGAACCAUUUAAAUUUAUUGUUUAAUAAUACCAAUACAGCAGUUAAUCAUACUAACAACCCAAGUAACACCAACCCUGACAGCACAGGCAGCACAAGCAACCUAGGUAUUAAUGGUAGCAUCACCAUUACUAAUGAAGACAUUGCAAACAUUAACCACAGAAUUAAUUUGCCAAACAAUGGUAAUUUAAAUGUUAUUAAUAAUAUUCAUGAUCUUAAUGAUUUAAAUGAUUUGAACGACUUGAACGAUCUAAAUGAUUUAGCUGAUAUAACUGACUGGUCAAAUAACCAAUUUCAUUUGAAUGAAACUGCCAACAGCAUUGGUAAUAAUCCAUCUAAUAUUAAUGCCAAACCAAUGAAAGUUGAUUCAGAUUUUUUUAGUCAAAUCAAUACAAAUAAUAAUACUAAUACUACUAAUAAUACUACUAAUAACAAUAACAAUAUUCAACUUAAUGCUAACCCCAAUAAUGAAAAUUUUCAUCGUGAUAAAAUCAAUAAUGAUUAUACUGACUUUUCCUUAGACUUGAGCAUGAAUGAAGUUUUCAAGUAUCUAGAUGAUCAUAAUAUCAAUAAUAAUACAAUCAACUCAACAAACAACUCAAUAAAUAACUCAAUAAACAACUCGAUAAAUUCAAAUCAAUUAUUUAAUUCAGUAAUUGAUUCAUCUGAAACAAGUAUCAAUAAUAGUUCAGUAAAUAAUAACGAGCUCUUUUCUCCUUUUGAUAUUCACCAUUUUCAAAAUAAUUAUAAUUCAAAUAACUUAUCUCAUGUUAAUAACAAAAAUUUAAACUAUAAUAAUAUCAACAGUUCUACUUUAAUCUCAUCGGACAAUCUUCCUGAUGUCUUUUUCACUCCCUUAUUAUCACCAGCUAUCACUCCUUUAGAAUCACAAUUAGUUAAGGGUGCAACUAAUCCUUUAAACAAUAACAGUCAAAAUUACCUUAAUAGUAGUAGCAGUAGUAAUAAUAGUAGUAAUAUUAACAAUAAAAACCCAAAUAAUAUUACAAAUACCUUUGUUCCUUUGACUUCUCCUGCUAUUCAAGCUUUUAAAUCUCCUGCUUCAUUUAAUAAUAAUCAUAUUUGUUCAAAUCAGCAAUCCUUGCAACUACAACAACAACCAGAUUCAGCUCCGGCUCCAGCUACAACUCCAGCUCCAGCUGCAACUCCAACUCCAACACCACCACCUCCUCCUCCUCCUCAGCAGCAACAUCAAUUUUUAUUUUACAAUAAUAAUGCAAGCUCAUCAACAACCUCUCUAUCUUCUGUAUCAAACAAGAGUAUAAACAAGAUUACUAAAAGAAAAAGUGCAACUUUUACAAAACACUCACCACGACUACUAGCAUUUCAGAAAAAACCACCAUCUAUAGCCAAUUUAGAAAACGAUAAUGCAAUUAAUAAUUUUCAUUUUCCAAACAACCAAAACAAUCAAAACAAUCAAAAUAGUAAUUUAGAAAACGCAAAAAAUUCAAUUAAUAACGGAAAUACUAAUAAUAAUACUAAUACUAACACUAACAAUCCAAACACAGUUUUUUCAACUCCUGCCACAAUUAUGAACUUUAGAGAUAGAAAAAAAUCGUUAACUUUAUUACCAAAGAAUAAUUUAAACAACAAUGUUAAUAAUAUGAAUAUGAAUAUGAACGUCAAUAAUAAGAUAAUUGAACCGUAUCAUAAUACAUUUCAAAUAAGUAAUGAAUAUUAUGCUCAUGAUAUCAAUGAAAGCCCAAUUUUAUUGCCAUCAUCAAGUCAAAUGGAUACAUUUUAUUUAAUUACUUCAUCAAAGUCGAAGGCUUAUUCAAAUCUCAACAAUUCAAAAAGAGAUUCACACAAAGUAGCCGAACAGGGAAGAAGAAACAGAAUGAAUAAUGCAAUUAUCGAGUUGGGCAAUUUGAUCCCUCAAAAUUUAAAAGAUUCUGUUGCAAUUCCAAGCAAAGCAACAACAAUAGAGUUGGCGUCGAGUUAUAUCAAAAUGUUGACAAAGGAAAUCAGCGAAUUGAAAGAGAAAAAAAGCCAAAUAGCCUCGAAGUCCAACAGCAAAUCUGAAGUCAAAACCAAAACCAAAAAGAGUGCUUCUAUUGGCAAUUCCAAAAUCUCUAAGUCAAAGGAAAACAAUCACGUCAAAGAAAAUAAAAUCAAAAAACAGGAUAAUAAAACUGUCAAAAACGAAAAUGGCAAGAUAACAGCUGGCACUAAAAACAGUGUCGCCGAUAAAAACACUGUUGCUGAUAAGAACAGUGGCAAAUCAACCAAAAUUGCCACCAAAUUGCAUGAUAACAACGACAGCACCGGCAGCAGUAACAACACCACUCAUGAGCAGCACUUGGACGAGGAAAGGACAAAGCUCUGCUCAAGCGAUGAGGACUCAGUCGAAACCAUCAAGGAAGACAGAAAGGCAAACGACAGCCUGUGA